AUGCCCGCCGAUGUGGGGACGCAGAUUUGCCGAUGUGGUGGCUGCCGCCGUCGAUUCAGAGUAUCGGCUAGUAUCCAGUCUGAUACAUUUAUGUGCCGAAGAUGUAUUCGGGAAGGCCGUAGGAGAGCGAGUGAGGUUGAAGCUGAGGAAAGGGAGAAGCGCCUAAAUUCACUCAAUAACGCCCCUAAGAGGGUCAUGACGCUACAUCGUGUGAGCUCGCAUUUCUUCCGUAUGAAAUCGAAAGUCUUCGGAAUCGAAUCGUCAUCGGACAGUCUAUCUGAUACUACCGAGAACCACACCAGGAGCAACAGUAGGACAAAUUUCAAUAUACGUCGUGGCUUCACGAGAGCUGUCGAUGCUGGACAAGUGGAAGUACCCGACAGUGAACAGUGUAAAAUUUGUUUCGACGCCGAGGCCAGAGUGGUGCUAUUGCCGUGUGGACAUGGAGGACUUUGUGAAGGCUGUGCUAAGGAUCUGAUAAUGGCCUCGAGCGAAUGUUAUAUUUGCCGUCAACCAGUUAAACUCAUUGCUAAGCUAGGUCGUAAGGCAGUGCCGCGAGCGAAUAGUACGGUGAGUGCAAUAAGUAGACAAGUGUCUGGUAUGAGUGCUGACAACUACCUGGCUGAGGUGGUUGGUCCGGACCAACUACACCAUCUCGAGAGCCGUCGUGCUGCUGAGCUCCAGCAACAGCAACAGCAGCAGGGAAACAGGUUUGGGGUUAUCCCAUCUGAGCCCUCGCAGUCUACGAUCCGGCCUCUCCAGGCGGUUGGCAGUACUGGGGAAAAUCUGUCUAUGGGCACUCCUGCUGUAGCAGUGGAAAUGUCUCAGCUGAAUGACGAUAAUACGGCACCACUACAACGGACUGCGAGUGUAACAGCCACGAGCUCCCCAGAGAGGAUGGAUGCUGCAGACGGAGCUUCUACUUCAGCUGCACUCGACCCUAGUGCUAUGCCUAGGCCUCCGAGGUUGCCGACAGGGGCUGCGGAGACUGGAACUCUCGGUGAUUUACCGUUAUGUGAGAGUGGUGAGAGUCAGCCUGAAGAGGAGGCGAACCCCGCGUCAUCACCUCCUGGA
Molecule: messenger RNA, 1074 nt
Organism: Perkinsus marinus ATCC 50983
Lineage: Eukaryota; Perkinsozoa; Perkinsida; Perkinsidae
Exons: 6
Source: RefSeq, a predicted model, not a curated record